Molecule: messenger RNA, 1028 nt
Organism: Actinia tenebrosa (Australian red waratah sea anemone)
Lineage: Eukaryota; Metazoa; Cnidaria; Anthozoa; Actiniaria; Actiniidae
Cellular component (GO): extracellular matrix
Source: RefSeq, a predicted model, not a curated record
CAUACAGUUUAUUUUCUUCAACAGUUUUUGUUGAACUUCAAAACUUUUUAGAUUUAAAUCUUUUUACCAUUGAUCCUUAGUUUGAUUUCUAAAAAUCUGUAAAUUUUAACAAUGCCUCCUAAGAAAGCAGCUAAAGAGACUUCGACAAGCAAUGGAAAUAUUCCUUUUUUCCAAAUUUUUAUAUUCUUGAUCGCUACAGUUUCGAUGGCUAUAAACUUUGGGAUAAUAACAGGAAAAAUUCCAAUCAAAGGAUGUGUUGGUCCAGCUGGAAAAGAUGGAGAACCAGGUUUGGCUGGCUCCCCUGGUGAACGAGGCCUACAAGGUGCUCCAGGAGAUAAAGGUCCCAAAGGGGACCAGGGGGAGAGGGGGCCCCAAGGUAUUAAGGGAGAUCCAGGCCCAUUGGGCCCAGAGGGUCCUUCUGGUGCUCCGGGUACUAAUGGUGAACCUGGAAAAGAUGGUGCACCAGGGAGUAAUGGCACUGAUGGGGCCGCUGGGGAAAAUGGUUCCCCCGGUGAGAAAGGGGACACUGGUGAACAAGGGCCUCAAGGUCCAGAAGGUACCCCAGGCCCUGUUGGUCCAGAGGGUACCCCAGGUCCUGUUGGUCCCGAAGGUGCAAAGGGAGACAAAGGUGACCCAGGAGUGGAUGGAAAACAAGGACCACAAGGAGACAAAGGAGAUCAAGGACCAAUUGGAAAUCCAGGACCUGAGGGACCACAAGGCCCCCCUGGAGAUAUGGGACCACAAGGCCCCCCUGGAGAUAUGGGGCCUGCAGGACCCCAGGGGCCUCCAGGACCAUCAGCAGAAGUUGGAGCGGCAGAUGAUGCAGAUAUCGGUGAAUAAGGACAUAAAACUAAUUGAUCUUGUGACAAUGGACAGGCAGGACUAUUGACUGGAAAAAUGUUGAAAAAAUAAGACAAGUCGUUAACAAGAUUUCAAGUGGAGAUUGAGUAGAAAUAUAUUGGACGUACUACUGCAGUAGAACGAAAAAUAAUUCUUGAAAGUAAACAGCUAAAUUAGGAGUGAAACUA